Molecule: messenger RNA, 3045 nt
Organism: Arxiozyma heterogenica
Lineage: Eukaryota; Fungi; Ascomycota; Saccharomycetes; Saccharomycetales; Saccharomycetaceae
Product: LicD family protein
Exons: 1
Coding region: 1-3045 (1014 amino acids)
Source: RefSeq, a predicted model, not a curated record
AUGUCCAAAAUGCAUAAGGGUAAAAUUCAUAUAGGUAACACAGCUUUAAAUGAAAUUUCUCGAAUGUUUUUCUUUCUCUUCCGUAGAUUAUCAAGGUAUCAUCUAAAAAGAUUUUUAUUUGGUAUAAUAUUUAUUCAAUUUAUUUUAUUCAUUAUCAUAUGGUCCUCGAGUUAUAAAAGAACCACUGAAAAAGCUUUAACUCAACAACAAAUACUAGAUUUGGAGCAUCAGACUAGGAUUAAUCCCCACUUGGUUGAUCCAGAUUAUGAGUAUUUUAGAAAUUCUAAUAAUAAUAACGGUAAUGAUGUCUCAGAUGAUUAUAUAAGUUUUCUAUCCGACUAUUUCUCUAGUUGGUAUUCAUCAGAUGGCUCAGACAUGGAUCAAUCUGUUGCAGAUGUAGACACUGUAUCUAGAUUAUAUGAAAAAUUCAGAUACAAUACAAAACCUUUCUGGUUUGAUGACUAUACUUUACAAAAAAACCUAUUGACUAUCCCAUAUGGUCCAAACAGAGGUCAAAAAUGGACUUGUAUCGAUGAUAUUCAAUACUAUAACAGUGACCCAAGAUUGAUUUGGUCUGUUUAUAUGGACUAUAUCAUAAAUAAUUAUCCACAACAUAACCAAAAAAAUAUUGCCUACAAUUGGAAGUUUCCUUUCUCUUGGUAUGAUUGGAUUGAUAUGCAUGAUUUAAAUAAAUUGAUCUCUUUGAACGAAACAAGACCCACAUGUGAGUUCUUAUUUGAGGGCUCUUUUUAUAAAGACACUUUGUUGAAGAUCGAGAAUGAAGUAGGAGAAACUUUAUUUGAUAAUGGUCGUUCCAAAUAUGAUCAGGAUGGAUGGUACGUUUAUGCAAAACAGUAUGGUGAUAAUGAUAUCCUUGGAAAAUUGAAGGAUUAUUGUACCUAUUUGGUGGAUAAACCAAAGUUUUCAACUGGCCUAAAUAUUACUAAGCAAGAUCCAAAAUGUAGACCUGAAGUGUUUCAACUACAAAAUAGAAAUUAUGUUUAUUCUUCACUGAAACCUCCUUUAUCUCUCUCGGUCACUGCAUUGAAUGGGAAAACUUAUCAAUUUUAUUUUGAUCAAAAUGGUCCACGACAAAAUAUGAUAGAAUCUAAUCUUCUACAAGAUUUUAUUAAGAAUAACUUGGAUUUGCCUUCUCUAAAUAACACACAGAACCUUUUAGAUUAUAAUGAUCUGGUAUUUAACCAUUUCGAGAAAUUUAAUAAUUUCUUGGAGAAUUAUAAUAUAUCCAAAAAUUUUGUUGUUAAUGUUAAAGAAACAGAUAGCAAUCUAAUAAACUUAGAAGAAUUGAUCCUAGAUGAAGCUGAUUUUGAAUUCGAUCCAAUUGCUAAAAUCAAAGAACUGGAAGCUAUCCCUGAAGAAGAAAUGACUCCACAUUUUAAGAAUUAUUUGGACAGUCUACGUACCUCAAUCACUUAUGCACCUGAAUUUAGUCCCAAAUAUUUUCAAGAGAGUGGUGAUAUUCAAGAUUAUUACGGGAUUGGGUAUCAUCGUGAUAGUAGGUUUUUCAACGUGGACAGUUUCCUUUUUGACAAACAAGAAUAUGCAAAUAGAUUGAAUUCAAUGAUUAGAACUUUUCAAAAAUUUACUCUAUCUAAUGGUAUCAUAUCUUGGUUGUCACAUGGUACACUCUAUGGGUAUAUGUUCAACGGUGAAACUUUUCCAUGGGAUGAAGAUUUCGACUUGCAAUUACCUAUCAAGCAUUUAAAUUAUUUAGCACAAUAUUUUAAUCAAAGUAUUAUUCUGCAGGAUCCAAGAGAAGGUAAUGGGAGGUAUCUUAUCGAUGUAUCAAGUUCUAUCACAGUACGUACUAAAGGCAAUGGUAAUAACAAUAUCGAUGCAAGGUUUAUUGAUUUGGAUUCUGGGUUAUAUAUUGAUUUGACUGGACUUAGUGUUUCUUCCAUUUUCGCUAAUGUUAAAGUUAGGGGGUAUAUGCAAGAACAAUUAAAAGAACUGCAUUUACAUACAAAUAAUUCCGUGUUACAAGUCCCAGAGGAUUCAAACGCAAAGAAUUCAGAUUAUCUAGGGUUAAUGGAUAUAUAUCAAUUACAUGAUUAUGUUCAUAAAAAUAACAAGGAGUUUAGUGAAUCAGACAGGUCCUCCGUUGAUAAAUUUUUGAGAGAGGAACAAACAACGCAAAGGAACAUCAAUUCUAUGGAGAAAUUAUUGAAACCUGCACAAAGAUAUUAUUUACAUAAAAUAAUGAAACUGUACAAUUGUAGAAAUAAUCAUAUCAGUCCUCUAUCAUAUCUGUCCCCUAUGUAUAAUAGAAUGUUCCAUGGCGUUCCUGCUUUUGUGCCUAAAAAAUAUUUACAUUUUUUGAAAAAUGAAUACUAUGUAUCAGAGGAUUAUGCUUACAUUACUUACAAAUCUCAUGUUUUCUUUCCAGGUGUAAUGCAUUGGGUUAAUGAACAUUUUGUUAAGAAAUGUUCAAAUAUUAAUAAUUGGUAUAGAGACACAAAGAAACUAUCAAAUAUCACAAGCAUUGAACAAAUGGAGUUUAAAGAUAUGAAAACCUUCGUUGCUAAUAUGAAGUUUUAUGGGACCGAUAAUAUGACUACGUUUGCCAAUCUCUAUAAUGCAUUUGACCAGUUUGCCUACAGAAUGAAGGAAUUGGCGAUUGAAUUCGAUCCUACGUUGAAGCAAAAAGAGAAAAAAGAGUUAUUGAAUAUUUUAAAGAACCAAUGUAGUGAAAAGAUUAAAUCGCCCGGAAAAGAUGCACUUUUAUAUGUAUAUGAAAAGAGACUUUUUAAGAAAUUAGCUAGAAAUUUUGAUCCUGCUUUAAUCGAAGAUGUGAAAGAUAACAUCGAUAAAAUGUACUUGAAUAAAUACUGGAAGCAAUUGUUAGGAUUGAAGAACCGUGAAUUGUCUCUAUUCCAUACAAACUUUGAAAGUUCAUCUGAAUAUAUUGUGAGACCAUCCAAUUCUACAUCUAAAUUGGUUGAUAUGAAUUAUCAAGGGAGAAAGGAUAUGUAUCCUGAUAAGUUUAGUAAUUGUCCAAAGUUAUUUAGUAAAGAUCCAAAUUGA